AUGUUGCAGAACAAAAGCAUCACUCUCGUAUUCGCGCUAGCAGCGACUGUAUUGGCGGUCACGUGCACUGAUGGCACUGACAAGACCACAUACGAUGCAGGCAAAGACCAGGCAAAAGCGCAAUGGGAUGCAUCUUUUCAAUUCACUGGCUGUGAUAGAGUGGACGACCUGUUGCAGAUCACAACAGACAGCGGCCCCACAGAACCGACUUGUCUCGUGAUGGGGUAUCAGGAUCAGUUGUCAAUGAGUUACGCCGCAGCGGUGGAAGAAUGUGACGUAACAUGCGCAGCAGACGCUGAACAAAUGGCCAAGGAGCAAUGGGAUGCGGCUUUGAUUGACAUUGGAUCAGAGUGUGCCAAAGCAGACCAAGUUUUAAGCUACACUCUGGGAGCUGCCCCCGCCACACCACAAUGCGCUAAUGAUGCCUAUGUGGCCAAGAUUCAGGCACUUUACACCGAGAAAUUCAGCAAUUGUAUCGAGGCAUGUCAGGGGAACGGCAAGCAACACGGUUUCCGUCUGGGACAACAGUUCUGUGGUGUAGCCGCCAUACUUUUGGUUGGUGAUCCACUGGUGGUAGCCAUUUGUAAUCUGGAAGAGGAAAGGGCAUGUAAGUUGGCGAUGAAGGAAUAUGCACUGGAUAACUGCGCAGAUGAGUAUAAUAAACGAGGCAUAUUACAAUGA
Molecule: messenger RNA, 681 nt
Organism: Sphaeroforma arctica JP610
Lineage: Eukaryota; Ichthyosporea; Ichthyophonida
Exons: 1
Coding region: 1-681 (226 amino acids)
Source: RefSeq, a predicted model, not a curated record